GCGUUCUGUUCUUGGCUGGUUUCAGACCUGCACAACUCACCACUGUGGGGAAACGCUGCUGCUUGUGGAUUCAGGACCUGUGCAUGGACCUGCAGAACCUGGAGCGGGCUCGGGAUGACCUGCGCUUUCGGGGUGUAAAAGGCACCACUGGCACUCAAGCCAGCUUCUUGCAGCUCUUUGAGGGAGACCAUAGCAAAGUUGAAGAGCUGGACAGAUUAGUGACUGCAAAGGCAGGAUUUAAGCGGGCUUAUAUGGUCACAGGGCAGACUUAUAGUCGCAAGGUGGAUAUUGAAGUCCUGUCUGUGCUGGCCAGUCUUGGGGCAUCUAUACACAAGAUUUGUACUGACAUUCGUCUUUUGGCCAACCUGAAGGAGAUAGAGGAGCCUUUUGAGAAAGACCAGAUUGGUUCAAGUGCUAUGCCUUACAAGAGAAAUCCAAUGCGUUCAGAACGCUGCUGCAGCCUGGCUCGACACCUGAUGACUCUGGUGCUGGAUCCCCUCCAAACAGCCUCCGUGCAGUGGUUUGAGCGAACGUUGGAUGACAGUGCCAACAGGUUUGUUUAG
Molecule: messenger RNA, 563 nt
Organism: Cariama cristata (Red-legged seriema)
Lineage: Eukaryota; Metazoa; Chordata; Aves; Cariamiformes; Cariamidae
Product: adenylosuccinate lyase
Exons: 5
Coding region: 84-563 (159 amino acids)
Biological process (GO): 'de novo' AMP biosynthetic process
Cellular component (GO): cytosol
Molecular function (GO): N6-(1,2-dicarboxyethyl)AMP AMP-lyase (fumarate-forming) activity; (S)-2-(5-amino-1-(5-phospho-D-ribosyl)imidazole-4-carboxamido) succinate lyase (fumarate-forming) activity
Source: RefSeq, a predicted model, not a curated record